Messenger RNA from Peronospora belbahrii, 1044 nucleotides. Lineage: Eukaryota; Oomycota; Peronosporomycetes; Peronosporales; Peronosporaceae. The record is from the annotation of a GenBank genome assembly.
AUGAGAAAACGGACCCCCACACCUCUUCAUGUUUUCGGAAAAGACGCUCAAAUAGAGCGUCAAAAUCGCGGCGACGCCAACACCACAGACCACGAUUCAUACCAACAUGGCGAAACCAUGUCAACGCAAGGCAUGAAGCUUGACGCUGAUGCAGAACAAAAGGUAGCGGUAUCAGUUGGUCUAGUGACCGAGGAAAACUGGAGUGAACUCAGGAACCUCCGCGUGGCAGGCGAAAGCGAGGCAUCAGCUCGUACUUGGCCGUGCUCGAGAUCGAGCUUUAGUGCCGACAUGAAUAGGCAGGAGAUUAGACGAACAAGCCGCUAUGCACAUAUGACAACUUUACAGGAAGACAGCAGAUUCAGCAAGUCGUCACUUAAUUUCAUUCUAGAUGACCAAGCCGCGUCAGCAGCAUUCGAAGAAGAGAAAUUUACUUUUAAAAGAAAACAACCCAGGUGCAGCACCACAGGUCAUCUAAGUAAAGGGGCACGAGACGAUUUCACAUUGGGUGUUAAAGGUGAUUUGGCUACAUCAAAACAAAGCAACCGAACUAGUCGCUUAACUAGCAAGCUCCCAAUCCAAGACGGGAAACGCAGAGCACGCAGGCCGCCUAGCCGUAUAUGCAAAUACGAUGGCUGCGAGCAGUACGUGGUUGAUCAAGGGCUUUGUGUUCGACAUGGAGGUGGUAAGCGAUGUCAAACCUUAGGAUGCACCAGUCGAGCGAAAUAUCAAGGGCGUUGCUGGAAGCACGGCGGAUCAGUGAAGUGCAAGGUUGCGGGGUGCAUCAAUCGUGCCAAGUCGCGCGGGUUCUGCUGGUCGCACGGUGGUGGUACAAAGUGCAAGGCCGAGAGCUGCGAAAAAAUUGCCAUUUCCAACUCCCUUUGCUGGGCUCACGGAGGAGGAAAGAGGUGCGAGGUGGAGCGAUGUAUGCGCCAGGCCUAUGAACGCACCGGAAACUUAUGCAACAACCAUUACCAGGAGCGGCAGAGAGGCGGGAGUGGAGGUGCAGAUGACGAGGAAAAGCCAUUAGCUCUAUCAACGCUUUAA